Anthostomella pinea is the source of this 345-nucleotide messenger RNA. NCBI's taxonomy places the organism in Eukaryota, Fungi, Ascomycota, Sordariomycetes, Xylariales, Xylariaceae. The record is from the annotation of a GenBank genome assembly.
AUGACCGGCGUGGAGGCCCCCGUGGACCCGCCAGCGUACAACGACGACGGCCUGCCGGACUAUGGAGACUUGUCGUCCGCAGUGCCCUCGCUCUCAUCUGGUGACGACAACGACUUUGCGGAUGUGGGCAAGAGGGCUCUCACAUGGGCCAACGGCGCCUGCGUCCUGGACAGGGUCGUCCGUGGCCGGCCGCUUUGGCUGAAUAUCAAGCACGCGUUAAAAUUCGGGGCCAGGCCGAAGCUCCCCUGCCUUCCGCAAUAUCAGUGCCGGAACUCGGGGGACAAGUGUGCACACAUCUACGACACGGAGGCUGGGACAUCGCAGGUUCAAUGCGCUGGCCUUUAA